UUUCCGUUGACUUACUCUUCUUCUCUUCCUCGGCUUCUUUUUAAAUACACCUCGGUGAAGAGCAGCAGGAGAAAAACAUUUUAACAUCAUUUUCUGUAAAACAAACACACAAAACACCGUCGGAUUGUACUGUCAUGGCGGAGGAAAGACACACUUAGGCAGAAGAAGAGUCUAAACUCUGGACAGAACCUGAUCCCUCUGCAGGCACCAUGAGGUGACGACUGUGACAUCUUGUAUUUAGUCCACCGGGACAUAUGGCCAGGAUCACGUUCUCCUGCCUGCCGGCCUCCUGGUACUGCAGCGUGUCCCUGCUGUCUCUGGGCUGUGCUCCCCGGCAGAGGCUGCUGCUGCUGCUCUUCCUCACCUCCGCCCUCCUCCUCAUGGGAACCUACCAGAGGCAGCUGUGGGGCCUGGGGCAGCGGCGGCCCGGGUCCCGAGUCAACAAGUACCUCUCCAUUGCUGAGACCAUGGAGGCCACUGACGUCCUGAACCCGGCUCUGAAUUACGGCAUCGUGGUGGACUGUGGCAGCAGCGGCUCCCGGGUCUUUGUGUACUACUGGCCCCCCCACAACGGGAACCCUCACACACUGCUGGACAUCAGGCAGAUGAAGGACCGCGACCGCAAACCUGUGGUCAAGAAAAUCAAACCUGGAAUCUCCACCCUGGCCACCACUCCGACUCGGGCCAGUGAUUACCUCUACCCUCUGCUCAGCUUCGCUGCAACUCACGUCCCGAGGAACAAACACAAAGAGACCCCGCUCUACAUCCUCUGCACCGCCGGCAUGAGGCUGCUGCCGGACAGCCAGCAGGCGGCCAUCCUGGAGGACCUGGUCACUGACGUUCCGGUGGAUUUCGACUUCCUGUUCUCCAGCUCUCACGCUGAGGUCAUCUCUGGGAAACAAGAAGGAGUGUAUGCGUGGAUCGGGAUAAACUUUGUGUUGGGCCGCUUCGAUCACGCUGACGAUGAGGAAGCCACGGUGGAGGUGACAACGGGCUCUCAGAACCAGCAGCCAAUCAGCAGGCGGCGCACUGUGGGCAUCAUGGAUAUGGGCGGGGCUUCACUGCAGAUCGCCUACGAGGUCCCGAGCGCCAUCACCUUCAGCUCUCCACAGGAAGAGGAGGCGGGGAAGAGCGUGCUGGCCGAGUUUAACCUGGGCUGCGACGUGGAGCACACGCAGCACGUCUACAGAGUCUACGUCACCACCUUCCUCGGCUUCGGAGGAAACAUGGCCCGGCAGCGCUACGAGGAGCAGCUGCUCAACAAAACAUUCACCAAGAACAGGUUCCUGACCACACAGCUGGGCCUGAGCGAGGACAAGCCGUACCUGGACCCGUGUCUGCCGCUCAGCCUGGCGGACAGCGUGGUGAGGGACAACCGGACGCUGAGCCUCAGAGGUCAGGGGGACUGGACCCGGUGUCAGGAGGCCGUCAGACCCUUCCUCGGGCUCCACAACGGCACCAUGUCCCCGGGGGGCGUUUUCCAGGCUCCCAUCAACUUCAGUAACAGUGAGUUUUACGGCUUCUCGGAGUUCUUCUACUGUACGGAGGACGUGCUGCGACUGGGAGGAUCGUACGACAGCCAGAAGUACUCCAGAGCUGCUAUGGACUACUGCGCCACCAAGUGGUCGACACUGAAGCAGCGUCUGGACAACAAGCUGUUCUCUCAGCAGGCUGACGUCAGCAGACUCAAGUAUCAGUGCUUCAAGUCGGCUUGGAUGUACGAGGUGUUGCACUCCGGCUUCCGGUUCCCCACCGACUACCCGAGCCUGAGAACGGCUCAGCUGGUUUAUGAUAAGGAGGUGCAGUGGACUCUUGGAGCCAUCUUGUUCAAAACACGCUUCCUGCCUCUCAGGGACCUGCAGCAGGAGACGCUCCGGCAGAAUCACCCCAGCUGGCUGCGCUCGUCCUUCGUCUACAACCACCACCUGUUCUCCCUGUGCAUCCUGGUGGUGGUGCUGGCCAUCCUGCUCUACAUCCUGCGGCUGCGGAGGAUCCACCAGCGCGAGCAGCGGCAGGGCGAGACCCUCAACCUGCUGUGGGCCGAGGAGGGGGAGGCCCUGCUCGCCUGAGACUACAGCACCUAAACACUGAAGUGCGUGAGUCCGUAGGAACCUGGAGUUACUCACCAGCUCAGGCCAGAUUGUUUUUUACAUGGAAGAAGAUACUUUAAUGGAAUCAAACUCCACCAAUUAUUCUUCGAUCAUGCAGCUUUAAACACAGAGCCCAUCACAGACUGGAAUAAUGUUCUCUGUGUCUCCUCUUCGGAGGAAAGAAAUCAACCUGAAGCAACAGGAGUAUCAUCAACCUCCGAUUGCUCCCUGAUCUGAAGCCAUGUUUCUGUGAGCUGCUCGGCUUCGUUCACCUGGAUCCAGCAGGUCGUAAAUGUCUUCACUCCUGAGCAGAAGAAGAUGGGAUUAUAUAUCUCUGGAAGACUGUUAAACGUCCAUUCAGGAAGCUGUCUUCAGGCACAUUAGGAGUGUUUCUAUUCGGGUUCAUAUGUUUCUAUAGCUUUCCGUGAUAAAUAUGUGCGUGGGAGGAAGGUCUUUGCCACACCUGCAGGCAGCGUGGCUCACCCUGAUCACUCUGGGGAUAUUAAUCUAGGUUAAUCAUUUCAGAACAUGACCAGAUACCUCUCAGACACAUCCAGCUGUACUUUGAUAUCACGGUUAAUGUGAUGAACGAGGAGGUGAACACAUUCCCAUGUUUACACCGUUUGAUUCAACAUAUUUGCAUGACUUGGUCAUUUGAUGGUUAAAAUGUCUAACAGGACUUUUUUAAAUUUCACAAUAUAACUUCACAUUUCGUUUUCAUCGACUUUAACGACAUCUUUGACUGACAUCAGGUUUUAUUUUGUAAUUUUUUUCAACCCAUUCCUAGUUAUGAAACCUGGUAUUGAUUACAGUGACUCUGCAAUACCUGCUGAAUAUGAGCUGUCAGAAUGUCAAACAGGAACUCUGUUAGCUUUAGUUUGUUUACUCCGAUGGUUACGUAUUGUUAAAGCGUUUCCAAGUGGUUUUAUUUUUCUCCAGAGUCUGCUACUACCAUCACAAUUUGCAAAUUCCUUUCCACAGGAGAGUGUUCUCAGUGAAAGGCUCUUCUGCUAACACCGCUGUCUCUACCCCUCGCUGCUCACAACACGAUGCAUGAUGACCAAUACACAACUGAGCGUGCGAAGGCGAUGAUGACCACUGCACAGGCUUAAUAUAUUUUAGAUUUUAAGGCUUUGUGUCGCUAACUGAGUCUUAAUUUUCCUGGGAGGUCGCCCCUGGAGGCAGUCGGAGUGAAACCAAGGCUGAAAGGGGACUGACUCUUCAUGUAGAAUGUGUCAUUGAUGUGCCGAUAUAUCCUUUUCUUCGUCGUGACAAAUACAAUGUUUUUAUUUAGUUUAGUUAAAGCUGAAGGAAGCAAAUCUGACAGUGUAGAACUGAGCCUGAAAAAAACUGAGCCUGAAAUGUCCCAGAGUGGCCACUGUACAGGAAGCAAUCUUACAUUGUGGGAGGACAUUUCAUCCCUGGUGCUACAGAUUUAUCUAGAUUGUAUAUUUCACUGGAUCUGACCUUUGAGCAUUUCAUAACAGAUAUAUAACGACAGUCCCUUUGCGCUCAGUGUCUGAAACCCCCUUUUUUUUACCACUAUUACAGCAGUUGAAAUGUCCCCACACCAUCAGUGACAUCACCCUGAGAGCAGCUCCCCUCUCCCGCCAUCAGAGAUAGGGUUUCUCCUCCUGGGAUGAUUCCCUUCAGGCCGAUGAUGUCAGUCGCUCUGAUAAUCGUCUGCCACUUUUGUCCUGUCGAGACCUCCGUCCAGCGCCGAUGUUUAUCAGGUCGGAGAGACGCAGCCUGGAGGCUUUUUAGAUAAAAUAAGCUCCGGGAUCUGCUCAGUGUUUGGAUUAAGGCGCUGACAGCCGACGAAGGCCCCAGAGGCUCCGUUUUAAACUGAUAUAAUGCAAUAACUCCAUGAAAAAAGGGUUAAAAUGGAUGGAAAAACGGGCAGAUAAGAUCAAAAUACGAGUGAAAUUUCCAAAUCGGUUCUCAAAAUCAAGCCUUACCCUGAAUCAAAGGGUCUAUUUUAAUCAGUUUUUACAUGUUAUGUUUCAAAGCUGUAAAUGAUGCCACUUAUGUUUUUAGUUGUGUUAUGUGUGCAAGAGACCAUGACGACGCAAAAAAAACUGGGAGUCUUUUGCUUUUUAAUGUCCAAAAAGUUCUCAAUUUGUAAUUUACUUUUUGAUUUUAAUGUGGGGCAUGAUUCGUCUAAUAACAUGAGGAUUCCCACGGUUUGAAAUGUGUAAUGUGAUUCCUCUUGUGCUGAAUCUGAAUCCUCUUUGUCUGUCCUGACACAGAUGAGAUGUGACGUGUGUGUGUGAGUGUGUGUGAGAGACCUUCCUCUCCUCAUCUCUACCUUGAAAAGACUUCAAAUCCAGAUCCAGAACUCACAGUAGAGAUGUAAACAGGUACAAAGUGAUCCCUGUUUUACUCCCUCCUGAUUCCUGAUGCUCCUCUGAUGUCCCCCCCUCCUCACUCGGGACCAAUAUCUGAUCGCUGGGCUUUGUGCAAUGUUUCACAGUAAUUCACUGACUCUGAUGUUUUUAAUUACGGUACCUUUUAACAGCAAUGUGAUUAUAAAACCAAUCUGAUAAAGGAUCCUUUUUCUAAUAAAAUCAUGUCUUUGAG
Molecule: messenger RNA, 4670 nt
Organism: Eleginops maclovinus (Patagonian blennie)
Lineage: Eukaryota; Metazoa; Chordata; Actinopteri; Perciformes; Eleginopidae
Product: ectonucleoside triphosphate diphosphohydrolase 7-like
Exons: 14
Coding region: 255-2069 (604 amino acids)
Biological process (GO): UDP catabolic process
Cellular component (GO): Golgi apparatus
Molecular function (GO): GDP phosphatase activity; UDP phosphatase activity
Source: RefSeq, a predicted model, not a curated record